Pocillopora verrucosa is the source of this 909-nucleotide messenger RNA. The record is from RefSeq and is a predicted model, not a curated record. NCBI's taxonomy places the organism in Eukaryota, Metazoa, Cnidaria, Anthozoa, Scleractinia, Pocilloporidae.
GCUUUCAUGACCAUACAGCAAAAAUCAAAAUAUCUCCAUGGCCUUUUAUAGCGACUGGAACUUUCGCCACGAUAAGUGUAACACUAACCCCCGCUGUUGAUGUCCUUGACGCGUACACGAAAUACAUAAUAAAGUCAGAAUCGGACGGAAAGGUUAUCUUCAAGGGGAGGGAAAAUUUUUGCAAAAAUGCAGAUUUCCAAGAAUUAUGCAGCUUACCUGCAGACGAGACUCACGUGUUCACUCACUCAGGUAAAUUGGCAGCAAUUCCAUCAUUUUUCAAGAUGCUGACCGUUAAUGGAAGACUGCAACUUUUUAACCAGGAUGAUGUUAUGUUUCUUUGUCUCGAUGCCGUGGCUAAGGGACACUAGACUGAGUCGAACAAGGGAUAACGACCAAGUCAAAGAUGAGGAGAAACGCGAAGGCAUAGUGGAGGAGAGCCUUUUUUUCUGUUAUGGCAUGAGCUUGGGGACAAAAUCGAUCAUUACAUUUCUUAUCGUGUGUUUUUUGCCUUCUUAUCUCAACGUUAUUUUGUUUCUUUGCUACAUUAGCGAACACUGAACUACUGCUCCUACUCUAAAUAUGACAAUCAACCACAAAAUUCCCUAAACCCUUACCCUAAGCAACAUUAAAUAUAAUCCAAAAUUCAUGUAAGUCAUCUGUCAGUUCACGAGUUCGUUCACAGAGCACUUCGAUUGUCCCUUAGUGUGGACUUAUUUCAUCAUAGAGCAUUAUAUUGCCCAGUGAUCGCCAAUCAAGGAGUUACGCUGAGGACGUCUCAAGUCCAACCAUAUACCUCUGCUUGAUCUUUCGGACUUUGAAGGGAGCACCGUGUGUAAUAUGCUUUUUAAGAGUCUAAAAGCUUAAGUCCGCUUCUUUCGCACUCUUGGAAUAUCUAUUCUAUAUUUCUAU